GUGACAGAGAGAGAGAGAGAGUUUUGAUCCACCCUCCACUGCUGCAUCAAAAAGAACACUGAGAUGGAGUGUGUGUGACUGAUGUGGUUGAUUCUCCAUCAGGAAUCACAGACACUAACAUCAUCUACAGUGACGGAGUUUUCAGAGUGGUGAGUGAGGAUGAACUGGGUGACAUUCUACGCUGUGAUCAGUGGUGGUAGUCGUCACUCCACGGCUCUGGGGCGAGUGUGGCUCUCGGUGCUCUUUGUGUUCCGUGUGUUGGUGUUGGCUGUGGCAGCGGAGAGCGUGUGGAGUGAUGAGCGUGAGCAGUUCACAUGUAACACGCAGCAGCCAGGCUGCAACAGCGUGUGCUACGACCACUUCUUUCCCAUCUCACACACUCGCCUGUGGGCGCUGCAGCUCAUUCUGGUGUCCAGCGCCGCCUUGCUAGUGCACAUGCACGUCGUGCACCGGAAGCACCUGCAGAAAAAGAUGCGGCGCCACCACCCAGGUUCGGGCGAGCUGGAACGAAUUGCCGCACGUGCCACGGAGAUCAGCGGUGCCCUCUGGUGGACCUACAUCCUCAGCCUCUUGGUGCGUGUCAUUUUUGAGUCAGCCUUCCUCUACCUGUUCUAUGCCAUAUACCCCGGAUAUCGGAUGUUCCGCCUGGUCAAGUGUGAUGCCUAUCCCUGUCCCAACACCGUUGACUGUUUCGUCUCACGUCCCACUGAGAAAACUGUCUUCACCAUCUUCAUGCUGGCUGUCUCAGGUGUCUGUGUCCUCCUCAACAUUGCAGAGAUCAUCUUCCUCAUUGCCCACGCUGUGAGCAAACACCUGAACUCCAGCGACCAGUCACAUGUGGGAGCCUGGAUCAGCCACAAACUUUUCUCCUACUAAAGAGCUGUUUUAUUUAAAUGAAAAACACUCAUCUUCACACUGCAUCACCUCACUGCAUCACCAUGUUCACACUGACACGCUCACACUUGCCUCUUUCAUUAUUCUGAUAAUAAAUAAACCACUGUGCUGUAUAUUUUAGCUAACAUUAAUGACAUUGAGUAACUAAUGAAGGUUAAUAACAAUCUAAUCUAACCUAAGCUUCCAUCUGUCACACUGUGAAAUCAGCCUUAACAGUUCACUAGAUAACUAGAUUUAACUAAUUGUGAAUAAGAGCAGGAGUACGGUCCCUACCUUAAAUACACAAAAAGUCAGGGGUGUGUUUAAAGGGUGUUCAAUCUCUGAGUUCUAGGCUAACAGAAGAGCUUACCUUGAAUGGGACAUUAUAUGGUAUCAUCAUGUCAUUUACAUAUGAUAAUUAAUAACAAAGGUUCCUGAUUCAUACUUU
Tachysurus vachellii is the source of this 1321-nucleotide messenger RNA. RefSeq names its product gap junction protein beta 1a (gene gjb1a). Gene Ontology annotation, cellular component: connexin complex. Bases 160 to 876 code for a protein of 238 amino acids. NCBI's taxonomy places the organism in Eukaryota, Metazoa, Chordata, Actinopteri, Siluriformes, Bagridae. The record is from RefSeq and is a predicted model, not a curated record. The transcript has 2 exons. Gene Ontology annotation, biological process: cell communication.